Messenger RNA from Falco peregrinus (peregrine falcon), 3982 nucleotides. It is a transcript of the gene TAS1R3, whose product is annotated as taste 1 receptor member 3. Gene Ontology annotation, biological process: sensory perception of umami taste; sensory perception of sweet taste; G protein-coupled receptor signaling pathway. The transcript is spliced from 6 exons. Gene Ontology annotation, cellular component: membrane. Lineage: Eukaryota; Metazoa; Chordata; Aves; Falconiformes; Falconidae. The coding region runs from base 954 to 3473 and encodes 839 amino acids. Gene Ontology annotation, molecular function: G protein-coupled receptor activity; sweet taste receptor activity. The record is from RefSeq and is a predicted model, not a curated record.
GCUCACCAGCCCUGCAGUUCAGGGGUGGAUUGCUCCAGACACGUUCUUGCGAUGCACUGAGGAAGAUAUGAUUGUCUCCACAGCGAGGGGACCUUGAAUUUAAGAACAAAAAAAGAAUAAAAAUUACCGCUGUGUAAGUUUCCUACCAUUACCCUUUAGUUCAGGCAACAGAACACACUAUCCUGAAGUUCAUUUAAAAAUAAACUACAUGCCAUUUAUUCAGUGCAGGCUGCUUCCAAGUGAACGUUUGGGUGGGAGACAGCCAGGGACAACCUCGGGUGACAGCAGGAGGCAACGCUGGCGAGUAAAUUUUUUCCUCCUCAGCCUCCGUAUGGGUAAUGGUUGCGUGAUGGUAACAGGCACCACUCUGCGCAGGGCACUUCAGCUCAUUGGAUUCUGGUCCUGCCAAAGUGCCUUCUCCUUGGUGAUGCUUUGAGGCGAGCAACCUGCACUCAUUUUUUAAGAUCUGCUCCCAGCAUUAGACAAGUCACGCUGUUUGUGAAAGCUGUAAAUGGGGACAGUUUCCACAAACAUAUUCUGUUAAAGAUGAGGGUUCUUCUUGGGUGGGGGAGUUAAAGCAAAAAAAGGUGUCCAAAUUAGAGUGAGGCACCUGAAUUCUGCCCUACAGAAGUCCGGAGCUGUGACAAGGACCUCAGUUAGUCAUUCUGCUUGAGUAAGGGCUACUCACUGAGCAAAGGAAACCAGGAUCAGGCCAGUGAUUUGCAACCAAGCGCACUCCCAGGGUGUUGCGUAUUUAACUAUUGCCCACUAAGCACAGAGUUAGACAUUCAAUGCAUUUUGCUAAACAAAUUCUUCCCCGUUAUUUUCAUCUUCCCAAGUUCUAUUUAAAGAGACCUCCCCGGAACCGAUGAGACCGGAUCCGCUGCCCCGUUCCCUCUCCCACAUUCGCUUGGCGAUUUCCUCGCAACAUUUCCCCCAAAAAUAGACAAAUAAUGGUCCCUGACCUGCUGCUGGGCUUGAGCUUUGGUUGUGCAGCAGCCCUCAAACCCACGUGCCUAUCGGCUCAGUUUCAGCAGCCGGGUGAUUAUAUCAUAGGAGGCUUGUUCCCUCUUGGAACGGAGACCGUAAACCUGACGGCACGAUCAGAGCCCACACUGGUUGUGUGCAAAAGGUUAUUUGUAGAUGGGCUAAUAUGGGCUCUCGGGAUGAAGUUUGCCAUCGAUCAGAUCAACAACUCCACUUCGCUUCUCCCAGGAGUCCAGCUGGGCUACGACAUGUGUGACAGCUGCUUUGAGCCAGUGGUGGCCUUACAGCGCAGCUUGCUCUUCCUGACCCGAAAGGGCACCACGGGCAUCGGGGUGCUGUGCAACUACACCGACUACCAGCCCCGUGCAGUUGCUGUGGUAGGACCACAUAAGUCAGAUCUCUCUCUGGAAACGGCCAAACUCUUCAGCUUCUUCUUGAUCCCACAGGUCAGCUAUGGAGCCAGCAGUGAGAAGCUCAGCAACACAGAGUUGUACCCAUCUUUCUACCGUACUGUUCCCAGCGAUAAGAACUUGGUGGAAGGUAUGGUCCUGCUACUGGACAAGUUUGGAUGGAACUGGGUUGCCACCAUUGGAAGUGAUGAUGAAUAUGGCAGAGGAGCCCAGGGGCUCUUCUUCAGCACAGCUGUCAAUCACAGCAUCUGCAUUGCGUUCGAGGGGCUAAUUCCUACAGACCUUGCGGACCCUAAAGCCAAAACCCAACUGGAAGAUACCAUUAAGUUAAUUAACAAGACUCAAGUCAACAUCAUUGUGCUUUUUGCCUUUAGUCAGCCAGCCCAGGCCCUGCUGGAACACAGCAUCAGGAUGGGACUAAGCAAGAAAGUCUGGAUUGGCACUGAAGCCUGGAUUUUGUCUGACAUCGCUGCCUCCACCCCAAACAUUCAGAGCAUUGGGACGGUCCUGGGCUUCAUAAUGAAAGCAGGCACAGUCCCUGGCUUCCAGAAGUAUGUUGCUGAUCUCUUUACCUCUGUUCAGCAGGAUGAAUUUUGCCAGGAGACUAGAGAAUUCCACCACCCCACGAAUUCUGACACACUGGACACACGUUGCGGAGAGUGUGACCACAUCUCACUGCAGGAAGUCUCGCCUGUGCUGAGGCACUCGCAGGUACAACCGGUGUACAUCGCCGUCUACAGCGUGGCCCACGCGCUGCACAGAGCGCUGGGCUGCACCCACCAAGCCUGUCCCAAAGCAGCCGUCAGACCUUGGCAGCUGCUGCACUUCAUGAAUACCCUCCCGUUCAAGGUGAACGGCCGAAGUUUCAAGUUUGAUCCAUCUCACGGCACAAACACUGGCUACAAGCUUAUAUUCUGGUCCUGGACAAACAGCACCCUCACACAUCUGCCUGUAGGCAGCUACAAAGGGUCCUUGUACGUCAAUAAAUCCCAGAUUCAGUUUCACACUGCAGAUCAGAAGGAACCCGCAUCCGAGUGCUUCAGGCACUGUAAACCAGGACAAUUCAGACAAAUAAAAGGAUUCCACCUCUGCUGCUACGACUGUACGGAUUGUCCAGAAAACACCUUCUGGAGCACUAAAGACAGGUCCACCUGCACUCCCUGCCUAGAGCAUCAGUGGUCCCCUGCCCGCAGCACACAGUGCUAUGACCGCAGCGAGAGAUACCUCUUCUGGAACGAGCCGCUCACCAUCGCCUUGCUAACGCUGAUGUCCAUCAUCAUAUCCCUGAUCUGUCUGACAGCAGCGCUCUUUUUAAAGAAUCUUGAGACUCCCCUUGUGCAGGCUUCUGGAGGUGAACGGAACCUCUUUGCCUUGUUCACACUCACGCUGCUCUGCCUCAGCUGCUGUCUCUAUAUAGGGAAGCCCAGCAACAACCUCUGCGUGCUCCAGCAAAUAGUCUACGCCCUGUGCCUCAACGGUUGUUUCUCCACCUUCUUCAUCAAGUCCCUUGAGAUCACCCUGGUGACAGAGUUCCCUCGCUGCGCACCCACCUUCCUGGGCUGGGUGACCCAGAGGCGGGCCUGGCUCCUCGUCACCUUGUGCCUCCUCACCGAGUGCUUGUUCUGUUGCUGCUAUCUUCACCUGGGCCCUGACUAUCUGCUGUCGGACUACAAGUCGCUGCCCACUGAAGUUCUGCUCGUGUGUAGCACGGAGUCCUGGUUUGCCUUCGCCCUGAUGCACGGCUGCAACGGCUGCUUAGCCUUCGUCUGCCUCCUGUGCACAUUCAUGGUACAAACGUCUGGGAAGAAGUACAAUAUUGCCAGGGGGAUCACAUUUGCCAUCCUAAUCUAUUUCAUCAUCUGGAUCUUCUUCAUUGCUAUUUUCACCACGCUGAAGACCGUCCUCAGGUCUGUUGCUCAGAUUGGUACCAUUUUGGCAACCAGUCUGGGUAUCUUGGGGAUCUACUAUAUCCCCAAAUGCUACAUCAUCUUGUUUAAGCCCCAUCUGAACACAGUGGAUUAUUUCCAGAAUUCCAUCAAUGAGGAGCCAGAGGAGGACUCCAUGAACAGACAAUAAACCAGAUCCACGUCACCUGCUGCUCAGCGGAAGGUGGCUGUAUUGCAGGGAGCUAAUUCUGUUUAUGAUGACUCCAGCAGUCUAUGAGCCUCACCCAGGUCACUUUCCUGUAAAGGUCACUGGUAAUUUCCAUUUCUAUUAACUAGAUAACUGCUCCAGAGAUAUAUCCAUGAAUCUUUUCCCAGGCCCUAUAAGAAAUUUUGAACAUGUUUGACAGCACGGAAAUAAUAACUAGAAAACCCUAAGGGAAUCACAUGGAAAGGUGUGAGAUUAUAGACCACAAAUCGAAACCCUUGUGAUAAACCAAUGACACCCAGUCCCUACCUACGCAGUGUCCUCUCUAAAGACCUUCUCCUAGCAUCUCCUAAUGUCAGGAAACACGGCUCCUAUGCAGGCUUCCCCCUGUGAGACACAGGAGGCAGGUGAGGAGGGGGAGGGAACAGACAGAGAGAACCGAAGGUCCUGCACGCUGCUCCGUCACUGCAGCCCGUACACCUGAUACGUGUUUG